Messenger RNA from Ilex paraguariensis (yerba mate), 1330 nucleotides. NCBI's taxonomy places the organism in Eukaryota, Viridiplantae, Streptophyta, Magnoliopsida, Aquifoliales, Aquifoliaceae. The record is from the annotation of a GenBank genome assembly.
AUCAAAUAAUCUGUACGAACUGGGGUGAAUCAAGCAGCCACAAAUUUUGAGGAUCAUUGGUUGUGUGCCGAAGGCAAAAGGCAAGAAAAGAUGAAGGGCAAGAAUUUCCGGAAAAGAAAUAUAGCAGACGAAGGGGAGGAAGAUCACACGUUUGAAAACAACGAUUUCGAUGACGAGCAAGAAAGGAGAUUGGCGUUAGAGGAGGUCAAAUUCCUUCAGAAACAGAGGGAGAAGAAGUAUGGAAUUCCUGCAAUACCUGCUACAACGACGCAGCCUACGGUGGGUGGUGGCCCCACCAAUGGUGGCGGUGGUUUGGUUCACAAAGCAAGCGAUAAGAAUAACGAAGGAGAUGGGGAAAAGGACGACUUGGUCUUGCAAGAUACCUUCGCCCAGGAAACUGCUGUUAUGGUCGAAGACCCUAAUAUGUUGAGAUAUGUUGAACAAGAAUUGGCGAAGAAAAGGGGGAAGAACAUGGAUGCUGCGAAUCAAGUUGAAAAUGAUAUCAAACAUGCAGAGGAUCAAUUAUACAAAAUUCCAGAGCAUCUGAAAGUGAAGAGGCGAAACUCAAAAGAAACUUCUACUCAGUGGACUACUGGGAUUGCUGAAGUUCAGCUUCCCAUCGAAUAUAAACUGAGGAAUAUUGAGGACACAGAGGCUGCCAAAAAGCUCUUACAGGAGAAGAGGCUCAUGGGUUACAACAAAACUGACUCUGGUGUUCCCUCAAGUUACAGUGCAGAUUAUUUCCAACGUGGCAAGGACUAUGCCGAAAAACUUAGAAGGGAACAUCCUGAGCUGUACAAGGACAGGGGUGCAGAAGAAAAUGGUCUGGAACCAAGAAGCAGUGAUUCUAGUAGAGAUACAGUGGGACGAAGACAAGCAGCAACAGAUGAUUUCAUGCUUGAGCGCUUCCGCAAAAGAGAACGACACCGUGUAAUGCGGAGAUGACAUGCUUUUGAGCACUAGAGUAGACACAUCUUUAACAACGAAUGGGAGAUGUCAUGGGACUAGUUCUGCCUUUUUUUUUUGGAACGGAAUCAUGGGAUUAGUUUGUUACAUUUAUUUUCGAGAUGUGUUGGCUGUACAUCCUUGAACCGGUGGUUAAAUGCCCUCAUUGACAUUGCACAAUUUCUUGAAAUUAUCUUACGUCCAUUGUUCUGCGGUUAUAGGUUGUCUUCUCUUUCCUCUGCAAAGUUGCUUUUAUGGGCUGAUUCAAUGUAGGUGGAGGAUCAUCAUCUAAACACAAUUUGCUGUUUAUUGUUGGAAAUCCUAUCUGUGUUUGAUGGGCACGUAAUCCAAGUAGGAUUAUUGUCCGCCAAUAGACAUGGCUGCG